This is a messenger RNA of Sphaeramia orbicularis (orbiculate cardinalfish), 1739 nucleotides long. It is a transcript of the gene yipf1, whose product is annotated as Yip1 domain family, member 1. Gene Ontology annotation, cellular component: Golgi apparatus; membrane. Gene Ontology annotation, biological process: vesicle-mediated transport. NCBI's taxonomy places the organism in Eukaryota, Metazoa, Chordata, Actinopteri, Kurtiformes, Apogonidae. Bases 174 to 1076 code for a protein of 300 amino acids. The transcript has 10 exons. Gene Ontology annotation, molecular function: small GTPase binding. The record is from RefSeq and is a predicted model, not a curated record.
AGACGUGUUGUUUACAUAUGCAGUAAUGUCCUGCUGCUGUCAACGCUAGCAUAGCUGAGAGGAGUGAAAUGAUUUCAUUAAGUUAGCUAAUUUGCCACAAGGACAAGUUAUUGCUGUCGUGUGACAAACUUGUCAAGUAGUGCUUGAGAAACAAACCUAAUCUGUGGAACUAAAUGGCGUCGGCAAACGAUCCGUUUCAGUUUAAGGAAUUCGAAGAAGCCGGCAGUCUAUUGGAGGCCAACAGAGAUGCAGUCACCAUCAGCAUCCAGGAUGAAGAUGUGAAAUCUGACAAACAGAGAAAAGCUGGUGCUAAUGGUUAUGAAGAGGACCCACUGACAGAUGAUGACAGCACACAGCUUCUCUCAGGGCAAAAGGAAAGUGCCCCUUUCUGGACAUUUGAGUACUAUCAGAAGUUUUUUGAUGUCGAAACUCAUCAUGUAAAGGAAAGAAUAAUCGGCUCAGUGCUUCCAUGGCCUGGGAAGAACUUUAUUCAUGUCUACCUUCGUCGAAAUCCUGAUCUUUAUGGACCAUUCUGGAUUUGUACCACUCUUGUUUUUGCCAUUGCCAUCAGUGGAAACAUAUCCAACUUUCUGGUGCAUUUAGGCAAACCAAACUAUAAGUAUACACCAGAGUUUCAAAAAGUGACCAUAGCUGCAACAGCAAUCUUCAGCUACGCUUGGCUGGUUCCUCUUGCACUCUGGGGUUUCUUGCUUUGGAGAGGCAACAAGAUCAUGAAUUUGGUGUCAUAUUCCUUCAUGGAGAUUGUCUGUGUAUAUGGAUAUUCUCUGGCUAUUUAUGUACCUGCAGUGGUCAUUUGGAUUCUUCCAUUUGAAUGGUUGAGGUGGUUCUCUGUCGUGGUAGCGCUCUGCCUGUCUGGUUCGGUUCUGGUGAUGACAUUCUGGCCCACAGUCAGAGACGACCACCCCAAAGUGAUGGUCGCCACCAUGGCAGCUAUUGUUACAUUGAACGUCCUACUGGCUGUUGGCUGUAAGGCAUAUUUCUUCAGCAAACCAGAACCAGACCUACCUGUUACUAAAUCUACUCCAACAGCAGGAAUAAAAAUACCCUCAACAUGAAAACGGCAAGUUUUUUUUCAAGGUUCUCCUGUUGCCUUAUUAGAGAGAAUCAGGUUGCUCCUUUCAUGAAGUCAUGGGUCGUCUGGAUUUCAAGCCGCACUUCAACGUUCUGUUUCGGACCUUAAACUCGGUGUGUCGCUCGGUUCAUCUGUGUGACCUUUGAAAAUGAACACUCGUACCAAGUAUGUUAUUUCUAAUGGGAUGGGUUCUAAACUUCCUUAGAGAUCAAUGGGGUAUGGUGUUACUGAGCACAGAAGAUCUCAUAUAGUAUGGUAGUUUUUCAGCUUUACACUUAUCUGUUCAAAUAUUUAGAUAACAAGUCUUGUGUAGUAAUCUUGUGGGUAUAAGGCAUUUUGUAUAUGAUUUUUUUUUAAUUAGGUUAUUUUGUACAAUGUAUGAAAAGUGCUUCUAGUAUUAAUGGCAAAAUAUUUAAAGAUGCUGUUAAAAUAGUCAAGGUGUUGGACUGAUUCUGUACAUUUAGAAAACUGAAGUGCCUAAUGCCAAAGAUGCAUCCUAAACAUGUAAGGUCAGAUGGAUUUAUUACGUGUCUAACUACUUUUGUAAUUAGUUGUCAUGGUGACAAAAUGCAUUUUAUAUUAUGUAAAAAUUAUGGAGUUCAUGUCUGUUUUCAUGGGGACAAAAUAAAACCUGGUCUUUGUGGGA